This is a messenger RNA of Closterium sp. NIES-65, 612 nucleotides long. The record is from the annotation of a GenBank genome assembly. Lineage: Eukaryota; Viridiplantae; Streptophyta; Zygnematophyceae; Desmidiales; Closteriaceae.
AUGUAUACCCAAUAUAAGAUAUUGGACCAGGUGGAGGGGAAGGAGAAGAUGCCGGAGGCCGCGGCAUUGAAAGGAGCAUGGAUGAGGCGAUCGUUCGACGCCUACAUGCUCAUGGUGCAAGCGGUUGGCGGACGACAACUUGACCACAUAAAGGACCUCUUGGGCAGCAGUGUGGUGUACCUGGAGCUCGUGCAGUACGUGGAGAUCGUGAUACGGCUGCUGAAGUCGUGUGUGGAGCGCUCUGAGGAAGGGGCUGGCUGUGGAGUUGGAGGUGGAAAGAGUGGCGUCAAGAAGAAGUGGAAGGGCAAGAACAAUGACAACCUUAAGGAGGAUGGCGGCGGGGGUCAAGGAGAGGUGUGCUUCUACUGCAAGAAGCACAGACAUCGUUGGCGGAAGUACUAUCAACGACCCAAGGAUUGGACCAUGCCCUCAUCAAGCAACCAGCAUGGUGACAAGAGGAGUGGGGGAGUCAUCGGAGCUAGUGGAGAGGAGAAGGAUGAGGAAAAAGGCGGCAAAUCUGAGGAGCGGAAGGCCGGGUUCUUCUUUGUGAACGAAGGCACAACCGACUCCGCUAUGGCUGCUAAGGUUCUCCUAGACCCCCUCACCCAUUAA